This is a messenger RNA of Zymoseptoria tritici IPO323, 537 nucleotides long. RefSeq lists its product as uncharacterized. Bases 1 to 537 code for a protein of 178 amino acids. The transcript has a single exon. Lineage: Eukaryota; Fungi; Ascomycota; Dothideomycetes; Mycosphaerellales; Mycosphaerellaceae. The record is from RefSeq and is a predicted model, not a curated record.
AUGACGGACGAGCACGAUAGAUUCAUUCCCAGUCAGGAACACGACGGACAGGUUAAAACAGUGCUGCCUCCAGCACCGAUGACGACAACUCCGAGUGUACUAGCCUCGACCAUUGAGAACGCAAGCGAAGGCAGUCCAGAACACAACAGGCACUCUAGCGAUGGCGGCGGCUCAGUGAUUCUGUCAGUCUUCGACUCUGAGCAACGUGUCAAAGGUGCGCUGGAUGAUGAUAGUGAACACACGAGAACUUCCAGCGGGCCUCGACGCCGAUUGUUCGCUGCGUGGCGACUGGAAGUGCUGUCAUGCAUCAUGGUCGUCGCAGGUCUGCUUGCAUUGGUCGGGACUUUGUACGCCUACGAAGACCGUCCCUCGCCGAAAUGGCCAAGAUGGAAGUCUCUGAACACCAUUGUGUCAAUCUACGCAAUCAUUAUCAAGGCCGGAAUCGUGCUUGUGCUUUCCGAAGGCAUCGGGCAGUUGAAGUGGUCAUGGUUUUCCAAGCUCAAGCCGUUGUCUCCACGAUAUGCAGACCUGGGAUGA